Molecule: messenger RNA, 6993 nt
Organism: Peniophora sp. CBMAI 1063
Lineage: Eukaryota; Fungi; Basidiomycota; Agaricomycetes; Russulales; Peniophoraceae
Source: the annotation of a GenBank genome assembly
AUGGAGGUUGCGCGCGGAGAGGGUUCUGUGCAGUCCUCGUACUCGCGGGAUUCGCGCGAAGAUGUGACCUCCUUAUACAGCGCGAACCCCUUCAGCGAUGAGGACGAGGAAGAGACGUCCAUAAUGUCCUCGUUUAUCUCCAGAUUCAAGUCCACGUUCAACUCGCCUGCAACCUCUGCCAUAUCUUAUCCCAGCAUAACCGCUACUGUGAACGCCACGACGCCACCUCCUAGUGCACGGCCAACCUCUCCGCCGAUACCGCGGAGACCGUCCAAUUCGGCCACGCAGUCGAUUGAAUCGUCACGGACUUCGAGCUCUAAGCAGCUCGCCCCACUCUCCAUGACCUCUUCUAAUAUCGCCCCGCCCUUGAUAUCUCUCACUCCGGUCCAGUCUGAGGCACCUUCGUUCGACUUUCCGCAGGAUAUCCCUCGCUCUUCUUCUCGUAACGCGGCGUUCAUGACGCCAUCCGUCUCCGAGGCUGCCUGGGACGGAGGGACGUCCAUACCAGGCUUCCCUAUACCGGACGACGCCCGAAGCAUCCGGACCAUGACCAGUGUCAAUGGCCAUUUUCGUCGAUCUGACUCAGUCUCCAAGGUCAUCCGCCGCAUACGAGGGGAAGGCCUAUCUCGCGAAUACUGGAUGGAUGACGAGAAUUGCAAAGAAUGUUACGACUGCAAAAGUGUGUUCACGGCGUGGCGGAGAAAACACCAUUGCCGUAUAUGCGGCUCUAUCUUCUGCUCGCGCUGCGCCUCAAAUAUAAUCAAGGGUUACAGGUUCGGGCAUAACGGGAUGAUCAGGGUGUGCAACUUAUGUCUUGACAAACUGAAGACGGUCGAGGAAGAUGAGGACGAUGAUCACGACCGACAUUCCAUCUCGUCCUCAGUCGUCAGCACGCCUUUUGCCGCACAUCAAUUUGGCCAAUCCUCGUCCCCGUUCUCUGCCUCACAACUAUUCGGGCGCGCAGACGAACCUUUCAACUUGUUCUCGAUUGCGGAGACGAGGAGGCGACAGAUCUCGGGCUCAGAUGAUAGCGGUUUUGGGUCACGCCCCAUGACUCCCGACGGCUAUCCGAACAUGCACUCGUCUGGCGGUUUCAAGGUCGUCGCUCCUUUUCGUCGGGCAAUGGGCGACGAUGAGGGUCACGAUGGCCCCUUGGCUUCGUCCUACGCACAUCCCAUGUCACCUGCUGGGACCAGGUCGAAGACACCUGUCGAUUUCCCCGUAUCUGCGCCCCUGGGUGACGGUGCGACAAGCACGAUACAGUUCCCGCAAAGUUCUCCGGAACGCAAUACAGAUAGUCCAGGCCCCUUCGGACGCCUGCGAUACGACUCAGUCGCGGACUGGGACACCGAUACGCCGUUCAUCCGUAGCCGAGUUCAAAGCCGCCUGGUUGAUCUCAUGACGCCAGAUGGUGGUUGGAGAGAGAGGCGCGAUAGCAUGGCCUAUGCUCAUGAGCUCAACCUGGUGUCCAUGUUCCAUCUACGGCUUAUGCUUCGGCAGAUGCUCACUCGAGAACACAUACCAGAUCUGCAUGAAUGGGAGGAAACACUUCUGAAGCUUGCUCUCCAAGUGGCGAAGGAGUUGACCUUCACGGCCUAUCCUCAACGGCAGGGGACUGAUAUGGACGUGCGUCGAUAUGUCAAGAUCAAGAAGGUCCCUGGUGGUGCUCCGCGCGACUCAGAAUACGUUGACGGGAUGGUGAUCACCAAGAACGUAGCGCACAAGUCAAUGCGACUCGAAGAGCGACACCCUCGCAUCAUGCUCGUCACUUUCCCGCUCGAGUUCUCACGCGUAGAGGGCCAGUACAUGCACUUUGGACAAAUCGUGCGUCAGGAGAAGGAGUACCUCGGGAAUCUGACUUCACGAAUACUCGCUCUUAGGCCGCAUGUCGUACUAGCGGAGAAGUCUGUCUCGCGGCUGGUGCUGGACGCGCUGGCCAAGCAGCGCAUCGCGGUAGCGCGAGGUGUCAAGCACAGCGCCAUUGAAGCCGUUGCUCGGAUGACUCAGGCAGACAUCCUCAGUAGCAUCGACAAGCUUGCCUUGGAGCCGCGACUCGGUCACGCGGGCUCCUUCGUCGUGAAAACGUUCGACCAUCCUCUAAUUCCCGGUCGGCGCAAAAGUUACAUGCGCUUUGAAGGUUGCGCGCGCGAGUUGGGCUGCACCAUCGUUCUUCGUGGCGCCGAUCUUGACACUCUGCGACGCGUGAAGAAAGUCACUCGCUUCCUCAUGUUUAUCGUUCGCAACCUCAAGCUUGAGACCCAUCUUUGGAAGGACUCAGUCAUCAGCUUCCCUCACUUGACGCCCGAUGCCGUUCCGCCCCGAUACAAUCCCAGUGCCGUGGACACUGAAGUGCCCCUUGCCGUCGCCUUUGCUCGCUGGAUCAACACACCUCCUUCCGAGAUCGGGUCGUGCGCGGUCAUCCAGGUCGAGGACGAGAAUGACAUCGAAAACGGCGAUAUACCCGACGAGGACCGUGAACAACUUCAGCUCAGCCGGCGUAUUCAACGGAGUCUUGAACCGUACCUCUCCACGUUCAUUUCUGUAAGCGCGACGCUGCGUUUUCCACCCCCUUAUCCCAUUCGCCGCAUGAAAGAGCUCGACGACGAGUUGUUACGCGCCAAACAGGCGUGGGAAGACGAAGUCGUCCGCCGUGAAGAACAGCAGGAUUCACAUAUACACAGCCGCGAGGCGACUGUAACACCUUCCGCGAAUGCGUUCACGAGCUCCUCCUCUAUGAACAUGCUGAAGGCGAGCGGAACAUUCGACUGCGACGACGUCCACGCACAGAUAGAAUCUCUUCGUGUGCCAUCUAUCCCACAUACUCCGGGCAGCAUACCAAUCACGCCACGUCCACCGUCAGAACCAGCGAACGACCAACCAGGUUACUUUGAUCUUCGGAUGCCGAGCAGCUCUGGUUUGAGCUCAACGCCUGCUCUAUCGCCAGUUUCGACAAUGACGGCGACGACUAGUGUGCCCUCUACCCCUGCCGAGGAGACGCAGUUCACCCUGAAGACGUCGGAUGAUAUUGCCCUAGAAAGCAACCUGCGUUUCGUCAAAUGGCAGCACGCUGAGCAACAACGCAUCUGGGAAUGGUACCUGCGCAAGAACAAGGACGACUUCGUUGUGGAGAAGUACCAGUUCAUCAGUAUGUGGGAGUUCAAGGUGCCGAGCCCAGACCAGGGUCAAUUUCCUCCGUGCCGCCCGCCAGCUCUCAGCUAUCUUACCUACUAUGGAGAGCAUGACCGCACGCUCGGGCAGUUCAUCGCGGAAUGCAUUGGCGAGGGGCUGAAGUACAUAGUUGAACAGACUGUGUGCGAAGGCAAGAAUUGCGCAUAUCCCAUGACUCGUCACUGUACGAGCUACGUCCACAACGAGACUCGCAUCCUCGUUGCCACAGAACCAUGGGAUGGGGAGAUAGCGGGAGGUUCUGAUACCGGUCUCGUUGGACCCUCGCCGGAGCUUGUGACGACCUGGAGCGCGUGCAGACUCUGUGGGAGCGCGACGCCUUUCAUCCCCGUGAGCGAAGAGAUGCAACGUUACAGCUUCGCCAAGUUCCUCGAGCUUCACUUCUACCCAGCCGACGUGCAGCUCGUGCAGGGUGCAGGGUGCGAGCACAAUAUCUACGUCCACCACAUCCGGUACUUCGCCGCGCGCGGUAUGACCGUGCGACUUCAAACCGACCCCGUUACGCUUCACGAAAUCGUUUACCCCCCACGGCGUGUGCACGUCCGACCGGAGAGCUUGCUCGCGCUCAAGAACGCAGACUACACCCGACUGGCCGCGCGCAACGAGAUGUGGUAUAACGCUCUAGUGGACGACCUCAAGCUAAUCAACAUGGAUGCAGCCACUGGCGAUGAAGAGCAUGACUCGAAGCUCACUGCGCAUGUCAACCUCUUGAUCUCUCGUGCGGAGGCGGAGCAGGCGGAAGUUACGCGUUUACUCAAUUCGACGUAUGCGCAGAGCGCACCGACAGAUACACUUGCGCUCAAUGCCGUGCGCAGUGCCAGACAGGACAUGAUCGUUGCUUGGCAAGCCGAUUUCGACCAUCUCCCGAAGCCGCGUGAGCGCGAUCCGCGCCUGACCAGUAAGACGCGAGCGUCGACUUUCGGGACCAUGCGUGCGAUGUGGCCGCGUCGGAAUCCCGGUCACGAGAUGUCAUUUUACGAUAGCUCAACGGUGCCCAGUAGCAGCGUCUCAGAGGCAGAGGACGGCGGUCACAGGGUCACCUCGCACUUGCAUAGGGACACUACGGGCACAAGUGUCGGUGACUCCACGUUCCUAUCGAGCGCGUCCGACAUGAGCGAUUCAGAAAGCAUCGGUAUCAAACGCGAUGCCACACUUCGCAGGCGACAUAGAGAGGAGGCUACUACGAUAACAGACUUGCAGCCCGCCGAAAGCCCAAUCGCAGAGGAACCCCAGGUGCAGCCGUCAUCCAGCGAGAUACCGAAGUCAGAUCUCGAGGAGAGCGAUUCUACCAUUGGUGCGUUGAAUGCUGCGAGGACGGGAGACUAUGGUGUGGAUCAUGAGGCCUUGUCACCGCCGGAUGCAUCACUUUCGAUGGAUAAUAGCACCGUUCAACCAGAACCCCCUCGUCGUCCAGGUUCACGCCUACCCCGCAGGCCCAGCCAACAGCCCAGCGUUGCUGAACUCGUCAAAAAGUACCAAGAGUACCUUCCUGCCACGGGCGUGGAGGAUCUUGCAAAGACCGCUCUAUCUCCUCAGCUCUCCGGUACGGUCGAGAGUGAUGCGGAGUCGUUGUAUCCCUCGCCUCGUCCACCGCCAUCUGCUCGCAAUCGCAUGCGGCACCCUGCUCCGCGUAAGGCGUCCACCUCCGAUGCUGACUCGAGUUACGCUACGAAUAUCGCCCCGCGUUACUUGGCUCAUACACGGAGAAAGAAUCAGCAGAAUAGUCGCAUUCCAGCACCACCGCUACCCCCGCCUGAGUCUCAGGGCCCAUCUCGUCAACCGUCUCCGGAGAAGCGUCCUCGGCCUGAGGGUGGUCCUCGUGAUUAUGGGUUGCGUCAACAAGUGCCACCGCCUCUCAAGUUGACAGCUUCAAAGCCCGGGCGACCCCGGGACAAGUCAUUGUCACGUCCUCCGUCCAGCGCUGGACCGAAGGGAACUUUCCGUCGGCCUUCCAACGUUGCGCCCGGCAAGGUAUCCAAUAUCGCAAAGCAUUUUGAACGCAUCAAUAAGGAUACCGAGCGCGCCAAUAGGCGAUACGCGGUCAUUCGUGGUCGUAGAGCACGUCCUGUUGCUACUGCGCGCGCCAAGGUUGAAGUGUUGGAUAGCGUGAAAGAUGCGAUUCGCGACGAGUCGGAGAGCUCCGACUCCAGUGAGGCGGACGAUGAGGGCGGUGAUGAGGAUGACGCGCGCAAGGAUUCUCCCGAGAAGAUUUCCCCAGAAAGCUCGCAAACACUGCCUCAGGUCGCAGUGCAACCUCCAUCUCAAGGCCCCUCUGCAGCUGCCACCCCGGAGAACCAGGUCCAACCAUUGCCCGGCAUCGAUGCAACGCUAGCGCCCGCUGCCGCCAUUCAGUCUGAAACGCCGAUCACUAGCGCGACGCCAGUGCCUGCCGUUUCGCCUGCGGUGUCUCCUACCACUUCACCUCCAUUAUUGCCAUCGAUGAGAGAACAUGUCCCGUCUGACCUUGAUCUGGGCGGUGCCAUGGGUGGUAGCUCUAUCAUGAAGGCGCUUUCAGGCUUCUGGCCCCGCGAUCAAGUACAGGCACGAACACGCAAUGAUCUGGACAACGAAGAUCCGACUAUUGAUCCAGAGCAUAUAUUUCGUGACUCUUCUAUGGUCGUGCGUGCGGAUGAGCCAACCUCGAUCAUAGCCUUGGCUUUGAACUCGCCACAAUACCGUGAGAUGCUCACCAAGUCGCGUGCAGAGAAACGACUGGCUCGAGAGGCAAGAAUCAUGUCCGAGGGUGGGGAGGCAUUCAUGCCGGAUGAUCGGUCCAUCGCCGAGUCCAGCUCGACGUGGGGAAUGGUAAACAUGGAGUCGAGAGACGUUGACGACACCGCUAACCCGACUGACGAUCUACGCGUACCUUCUUCCAAAUUGCCGUGGGCUAUCACAUUCGAAAGCGGCGGCUUGACCAUCAGCUGCACGGUCCUGUACCCAGAACAGUUCGAUGCUCUCCGCCGCACCUAUGACUGUGAGAAGAGUAUGAUCGAGUCUCUGGCCCGUUGCGUCAAAUGGGAUUCCAGUGGUGGCAAGUCGGGCUCUGCUUUUCUAAAAACACAUGACGAUCGCUUCAUCGCGAAGGGCAUGUCUCGCACAGAAGUCCAAACAAUGGAAACAUUUGCGCCAGCCUAUUUCGACUAUAUGUCCUCGGCCGUUUCUGCAGACCGUCCAACUCUACUAGCGAAGGUCUUCGGUUGCUACAAGAUCACCUACAAGCGCAAUGAUGACAAAGAUAAGAAAUCAGGACGAGCCAAAGUGACUCAGAUGAACGUGAUAGUCAUGGAGAACCUCUUUUACGGCCGAAAGUUUUCGAAGAUAUAUGACUUGAAGGGAUCAACCCGCAACCGUCACGUUCAGUCAACUGGUCGGGAGAACGAAGUGUUACUCGACGAGAACUUGGUUCAAGCGGCCCACAUGGCCCCGUUCUACGUACGCGAACAUUCAAAGCGUAUUCUUCGUGGCGCAUUGUACAACGAUAGCAAGUUUCUUGCGGACAUCAACGUCAUGGACUACUCACUCGUGGUGGGUGUUGACAACCACAGUAAUGAGCUGGUAGUCGGCAUUGUCGACUACGUUCGCACGUACACUUGGGAUAAGAAACUGGAAAGCUGGGUCAAAGAGUCUGCAUUGCUAGGUGGUGGGGGUCGAGGCGAGCCUACUAUCGUGACGCCGAAGCAAUAUCGGCAACGUUUCAUUGCUGCGAUGGAACGAUAUUUCCCUUUGAUUCCCGAUAGGUGGAUGAAGGAGAAGGAUGCCCCUGAAGAGGAGGGUCAUGCACACUUGGACUUGUGGCCGGAUUGGUGA